AUGUUGUGUUCCCUGCAGGACCCAGAGAACAUGUGGGCCUACGAGGUAGACGCCAGGUCGACAGGGGACAAAAAGUCUGCCCGGGAGGAGCGUCGAGGAGACGUAGUGGUGGGCCAGUACAGCGCCAUGGACCCUGAUGGUUCUCUCUGCGUCGUCGACUACUCUGUAGCUCCCGACACUGACUUCCAGGCCACUGUUACCAAGCAAUCCACCCAUGAAAACUUCCAGAGCCAAAGCCAAAAGCACCAGCAAAGGCGCAACCAGUCCCAGAAUCAACAGACCCGACGCGACCAGUUCCAGAACCAACAGAACAGCCGCAACCAGUUUCAGAACCAACAGAACCGCCGCAACCAGUUGCUGAACCAACAGAGCCGCCCCGACCAGUACAUCUCACAAAGUUACGGCUCCACCAACAACAACCACAACUACAACCAAAACUCACACCUCAACUCCAACCUUUUCAACCUGGAAUACAACCAACAACUCUCCCGGUUAUCCACCAACAACCACAACCAGUACGGAAGGAGCCAAGACCCAGAGAACAUGUGGGCCUACGAGGUAGACGCCAGGUCGACAGGGGACAAAAAGUCUGCCCGGGAGGAGCGUCGAGGAGACGUAGUGGUGGGCCAGUACAGCGCCAUGGACCCUGAUGGUUCUCUCUGCGUCGUCGACUCCUCUGUAGCUCCCGACACUGACUUCCAGGCCACUGUUACCAAGCAAUCCACCCAUGAAAACUUCCAGAGCCAAAGCCAAUAG
Homarus americanus (American lobster) is the source of this 756-nucleotide messenger RNA. Its product is annotated as AAC-rich mRNA clone AAC11 protein-like. Gene Ontology annotation, cellular component: extracellular matrix. Bases 1 to 756 code for a protein of 251 amino acids. Lineage: Eukaryota; Metazoa; Arthropoda; Malacostraca; Decapoda; Nephropidae. The record is from RefSeq and is a predicted model, not a curated record. The transcript has 3 exons.